AUGAUAGAUGGCUCAAUCACAAGUCGCCCAUACGCGGGCUUGCCUCAGAAUACCGAUGACGACCGCGAACGAGCGCGGGAACUCUACAGAUACUUCCGCCCCCCGGUGGCUGCGGAACCCAUAGAUACUGUCCUCACAGCACACGCGCAGCUCGCAGCAUGGAGACUAAAUGCAGAACGCGCAAUGAUCUCGUUGAUCGACGAGGAAACACAGUACUUUGUAGCUGAAAGCACCAAGACGGUCCACCUCGACGACGCCGAACAAUACGAGGACCCUGAUGACGCGAUCUGGGCUGGAUGUGUCAGAGUUCCUAAGGCCGGGAGAUUGUGUGAACACACCAUUGCGGCGCCACCGCCUCCUGAUGGCGGUCCAGCUUGUUUCGAGGUGCUUGACCUGAGUAAGGAUGAGCGCUUCAAUCAGCUCGGCUUCAUAGCAGGACCACCCUAUUUCCGGUACUACGCUGGUGUACCUUUGCGCACCGGAAGAGGCAUCAACAUUGGCUCCAUCUACAUCCUUGAUAGUAAGACAAGACCAGCACUCACACGCAAGGAGAGACACUUCCUCGGUGUCAUGGCGGACAACGUCAUCCAACAUCUCGAAAUGUCUAGAGACAAGAAAGACCGCCAACGGACCUUCCGCAUGAAUACGUGUUUGUCAGCGUAUGUGGAUCCAACCUCUGAGUAUGUGAACCGGAAGCGGCGUCCUAGCAACCACAGUCAAUCAACGGACCCCGACUCAGACGCCGACUCUAGGCGCACCGGCGAUGGCUACGAGCGGAUAGAAGUUGUAGAUCGAGCUGCGGAGCUGCUACGAGAAGCCAUGGAUCUUGAGGAAGGUGGAGGUGGAGUGCUUUACCUUGACACCUCACUGGCAGCUGUUCCGUUACAGCACCCAUCUUCCGGAGACAAUCACCCGAGCGGGAUGGCAACUAGGGGUCUGGCUAAUGAAUCACCACAACUCACUCAUCAAAAGGCCGAAUCGGGAUCUGCACUCACGAUCGAAGCUAGUUCCCGAUCUCCAAGUCCCGGCGCAAGUACGAAACGUACGCACAGCACUGAAGUCGUCGCACACACAUACAAGUCCACGGCCAUAUCUUCGGAUCAACCAGAAUUCCUACCAUUCACGCCAGGGGAGCUUCUACAGAUCGUUAAGCGGUACCCAAGAGGAAGGUUGUUUACGUACGAUCAACAAGGGCAAGAGUUGUCCGACUCUUCGGAUAAUGAUAGCGCUUACAACGGCCGACCGAGAUCGAGGCGACGGCGACAAAGAUCUGCUGCAGACUCUGCGAUUCUACACGCCCACUUUCCCAAAGCUCGACAGAUCAUGUUUGUACCAAUUUGGGAUUCCACAACGAGUCGUUCUGCUGCUUGCUUUGUCUAUAAUUGUUCGGAAUACCGCAAUUUUUCGCAUGAGCUGGAGUUCUUGACCUGCAUAACAUUCAACAACUGCGUUGAUAAAGAGCUGCUGAGACUCGCCAACCUGAAGGCAACCGAACAGAAAAACAAUUUCAUUGGCUCAAUCUCGCAUGAACUUCGCUCGCCUCUUCAUGGCAUCUUGGCUUCUUGCGAAUUCUUACAAGACACAACAUGCGAUUCGUUCCAAAAAUCGCUGAUCGGAACUGCCGAAAGCUGUGCAAGAACACUACUCGAUACGGUCAACAUGGUCCUCGACUACAGCAAAAUUAAUGCUUUUGAAAAAGACAAGUCUGGCAGCACAUUCCCAGGCCUUGCCAAUGAUAUACAGUCAAAACAUUCCGAGGUCUUCCAAACGAGCCUUAACACACAUCGCCUUAUGGACCUCUCUGUUCUGACCGAAGAGGUAGUCGAAGGCGUAGCAACCGGUCAUACCUUCAAAGGCCCUAAAAACCAGGCAUUAGAUCACGAGUCCAAGUCUAACGGAACGAUGUUGAGCGACUCGAUAGUUGUCGCUCAGCGCAGACCCAACGUGGAGCUUAUUGUUGAACUCUCAGAACAGGACUGGAUGUACUGGUGCGAACCUGGAUCACUCAGACGCAUCGUCAUGAACUUGGUGGGCAAUUCACUCAAAUACACGCAAUCUGGCUUUGUCCAUGUGAAGCUCGAUACUCAGAUCGCUGAACAGGAUGCUACCGAGUACGGAAUCUUGACAGUCACCGACUCUGGUCAGGGCAUUUCUCCAGCAUAUCUGAAAGAUAAGCUCUACACACCUUUUGCACAAGAAUCAAACCAGGCGCCAGGUAUUGGGCUUGGUCUAUCCCUGGUGAAGUCAAUAAUUGACAGCAUUGGCGGUCACAUCGACAUCGAUUCGGAGAUUGGUGCUGGCACCAAAGUGACCGUCAGAUUCCCUUUGGUUAGA
Messenger RNA from Boeremia exigua, 2334 nucleotides. RefSeq lists its product as uncharacterized. NCBI's taxonomy places the organism in Eukaryota, Fungi, Ascomycota, Dothideomycetes, Pleosporales, Didymellaceae. The annotation marks the transcript as partial. Gene Ontology annotation, molecular function: phosphorelay sensor kinase activity; histidine phosphotransfer kinase activity; protein binding. Gene Ontology annotation, biological process: protein autophosphorylation; signal transduction. The transcript has 2 exons. The record is from RefSeq and is a predicted model, not a curated record.